This is a messenger RNA of Cannabis sativa, 3526 nucleotides long. RefSeq names its product probable LRR receptor-like serine/threonine-protein kinase At1g56140. The transcript is spliced from 24 exons. Bases 99 to 3170 code for a protein of 1023 amino acids. Gene Ontology annotation, molecular function: protein binding; ATP binding; protein kinase activity. The record is from RefSeq and is a predicted model, not a curated record. Lineage: Eukaryota; Viridiplantae; Streptophyta; Magnoliopsida; Rosales; Cannabaceae. Gene Ontology annotation, biological process: protein phosphorylation.
GCCGCUUACGCAGACAAAAGUCAAAGUCAUCUCCCUCAUUUUGAGUAUCAAAUCAAUGUAUUCGCACACACAUUUAUGCAGAGCUAACAUUACUAAGAAUGAUUACCAGAAAUCCCUCCAUUUCUUCGCUCUUCACUGCCUUAUGGACUUUCUUCUUCUUAUUCAUUUUCCUGCAACUUAGAUCUCUAGCUCAAAACGCCACCACCGACCUUUCCGAAGUGAGUGCCCUGAACUCAAUAUUCCAACAAUGGGAUGCACAAGCAACACCCCUAUGGAACAUAAGUGGAGAGCCAUGUAGUGGAUCUGCCAUAGAUGAGACAGAGUUUGAAAGCAGUGGUAAUAACCCAGCAAUUAAAUGUGAUUGUUCGUUCAACAAUAACAAGACUUGCCACAUUAUUCAACUGAGACUGCACAAUUUGGGCAAACGAGGCAUGAUUCCUAGAGAAAUUACAGCUUUAAAAUAUCUAGCUGUUUUCAAGAUCGAUGAGAACUACUUCACUGGUCCUUUGCCUGCCUUUAUUGGAAAUUUAUCUGCACUAUUGAUCUUGUCGAUCUCUCAUAAUUCAUUUUAUGGAACUCUUCCUAAGGAGCUUGGGAACCUCAAGGAUCUUUUUAUGCUUUCAAUCGGUUCAAAUAACUUUUCUGGUACUCUUCCUCCAGAGCUAGGCAAUUUGAUCAAUCUUGAGCAAAUUUAUCUAGACAGUUCAGGUGUUAGCGGUGAAAUCCCUUCUACAUUUGCUAAUCUUCGAAAUGUGGUAGUCAUGUGGGCCACAGACAGUCCUUUCUCAGGAAAAAUACCUGACUUUAUCGGAAAUUGGACGAAGCUAACCUCUUUGAGAUUUCAAGGGAGCUCUAUUGUAGGUCCUAUACCAUCCAGUUUUUCUCAGUUGACCUUGUUGGAAUCCCUGAGAAUCAGUGAUAUAUACAAUGGGAGCUCAUCUCUUGAUUUCAUAAUAAAUUUGAAGAAUUUAACUGAGUUAAUUCUCAGAAAUGCGUUGUUUGCUGGUACAAUUCCAUCUGAUAUUGGAAAACUUGAGCAUCUAAAACAACUGGAUUUGAGUUUCAAUAAUUUAACAGGCGAGAUCCCAAGUUUGCUGUUCAAUAUGAAUAAUCUCACACACUUAUUUCUUGGAAACAAUAGUUUGUCUGGAGCCCUUCCUCUCCAAUGGAGCGACACACUUAUGUAUAUAGACUUGUCUUACAAUUACUUGUCAGGACGUUUGCCUCCCUGGGUUACCUCAAUAUCACAACUGAACUUAGUGGCCAAUAACUUUACAUUUGACAGCUCAAACAGAUCAGUUAUUCCUGGAUUAGAAUGUCUGCAGAGGAACUUUCCAUGCAAUCGAGAUUCUCCACUUUAUGCUGACUUCUCAAUCAAGUGUGGUGGACCUAAGGUGAUUGGAAGAACUGGCAUAGUGUAUGAACCUGAGGACUUAGUUCUUGGUCCUGCAAAGUUUUACGUAAUCAAUGAGAGAUGGGCAGUUAGCAAGGUGGGCUUGUUUGCUGACAAAACAGGUAAGAUGGAUCUCGAAGGUACCCAGGCACAAGUCACAGGCACAGAUGAGAAUCCGGAUCUUUUCCAUACUGCAAGGAUGUCCCCAGGAUCUCUAAGAUACUACGGUCUUGGUCUUGAGAAUGGGCCAUACACUGUAACUCUGCACUUUGCAGAAAUUGGUUUUCCAAAUCGAAACUCACAGACAUGGGCAGGUCUAGCUAGGCGCGUGUUUGACAUAUAUAUUCAGGGUAAUCUCAAACUAAAGGACUUUGACAUAGCAAAGGAGGCAGGUGGGGUUGAGAGAGCAAUUACAAAGACAUACAACAUUAAUGUGUCUGAGAACUAUCUUGAAAUUCAUUUGUUCUGGGCUGGUAAAGGGACCUGCUGUAUACCUAAAGAAGGUUACUAUGGUCCAUUGGUAGCGGCAGUCCAUGCUGCUUCAGAUUUUACAAGUAUUGCUGGGGGUCGACAAUCUACUCAAGGAAAGAACAGAACAGGCUUAGUUGCUGGUAUUGCGGUUUCAGCAGCAGUUGUGGUCCUUGUAUUGGUAUUUUCAAUACUAUAUAUGAAGAGAAAAUCACGUGAUGAUGAUGAUGAAGAACUUCUUGGAACAGGCCCUCGUCCAGUUACUUACAGUUAUGCUGAAUUAAGAGCGGCCACAGAUAAUUUCAGUCCGUGCAAUAAGCUAGGAGAGGGAGGAUUUGGUGAAGUUCACAAGGGCACACUUUCAGAUGGAACAGUGGUAGCUGUUAAACAAAUUGCUGUAGCAUCUACCUACGUAAAGCGUCAGUUUGUAUCUGAAAUUGCCACAAUAUCUGUUGUGCAACAUCGCAAUCUUGUGAAGUUGAAUGGAUGCUGUAUUGAAGGAAAUAGGCGCAUCUUGGUUUAUGAAUAUCUUGAAAACAAAAGCCUUGAUCAGUUACUAUUUGCCAACCUUGCAGGAAAAGUUAAUUUGCAUCUGGACUGGCCUACCCGCAUCAAUAUAUGCUUGGGCACAGCUAGAGGACUUGCUUAUCUUCACGAAGAAUCCAUGCCAAGGAUUAUACAUCGAGAUGUCAAAGCUAGUAAUAUUUUACUUGACGAUACAUUUUGUCCUAAAAUAUCAGAUUUUGGUUUAGCAAAGCUCUAUGAUGAAAAUAAAACCCAUAUCAGCACCCGAGUUGCAGGGACAAUAGGCUAUCUGGCUCCAGAGUAUGCCUUGCGUGGGCGCCUAACGGAAAAGGCUGAUGUUUUUGGUUUUGGUGUUGUUGUAUUGGAGCUUGUUAGUGGGAAACCAAACAUCUACAAUACUCCAGAUGGUGAAAUCAUAUAUCUCCUUGAAACGGCAUGGACGUUACACGAAAAUAACCAAAGUUUAGGAUUGCUAGAUCCAAGAUUAGUGGAAUUUAAUGAAAACGAAGUAAUCAAAUUAGUACAAGUGGCGCUUCUGUGCACUCAGGCAUCAGCAACAUUGCGGCCGUCAAUGUCACGUGUUGUAGGCAUGCUUGCCGGAGAUGUUGAGAUUGACACUAAUAUUUCAAAGCCAAGUUAUUUAACAGAAUUGGGUUAUAAAAACAUGAGAAAUUUGAAUCAAGGCGAUGUUAUGAUUCCCCCGGGCCCUAUAAAUGAUCCCAUGUUCCCUUCUCCUUAUAGCCUAGCUGCUCCAAUAAGUGAUGUUAUUACUGAAGGAAGAUAAAAACUUCCUUGCUCAUGCUGUAAUGUCAUCCAUAUUAGGUACAGGAACAACCUUUCCCUGAACACGGAACUCCUACAUCAGCACGACCUUUCGUUUUUGUUUUCGGUGCUGCUCUUGUUUCUUCAAAUUCAUGGCAAUGUGAAUAGCAUAUGAGAUACCAAAUAGAGUAUAGGGUAGUCAACAUUGUUAGGAAAGUUGGAUUGUGAAAAACAUAGAAGAAAAAACGUUUUGAUUCAGAAACUUCUUGUGGCAACAUAAGACAUUUAUUAUAGUUUUGGAAUGUUGAAUUGAUUAAAGUGAUAUUGCAAAGAUGUAACUCAAGAAUUCUUUGAAUAACUUUUUACUAAUUUAUACUU